AUGCGGGAAUGUAAAUACCAAAUUGGAUCUGAUAAACGGAAAAUAUCACUUCGUUUUGUUGUGGAUUUGCUCGUCAAUAGAGUAGAUGAGCUAUUUCAGUUUAUCGUUGACGAAGGGCUCUCUCCUCCACCGAUGUUCAACGAAAAUGAUACAGCUUUGAAAAACGCAUUAGAGACGCUAGGCCUCGGCCAUAUAAAGAUGGCACUAGAAGCUAUCGAGACAAAAGAGAGACAUCCGUCAGAUUCCGACCAUCCUGGCAAUAUUCAAACUAAUUUAAUCGAUGAGGUCCCUAAUUAUGACGUGGACAUCGGAGAACUGGACCCUGACAUGAAUCUGUUGAUACAGCCUUUCAUAUCUAACAUUGAAAAUCAACCUGAUCUACAUCCAUCUGAUACAGCAUCUUCUCAUGGGGCUGCUUCUGAUGGUUCAUUCGAAUUACUGGAUAAUUCAUCGCCUGUCAAUCUAGUGAAAUGUUCAGAGACAGUCGCAAAAGAGCAAUUUCCCGGUAGUGGAAGCCCUAAUAACUGUGCUAACGCCAACGGUGUCCAAGUAGAUCGCGAGAAUCAGAUCUUUGGUGCAUCUUGGUCACGAAAGACUUCGAAACCCAGCAUGCGUAGCGACACAGUAUCCCCGCGUGCUGAUCAUACAUGUACAGAUUUUAACGACGGUAGCGAAAUGGAGGAUAUCGUUCACCGACUGUCAAACAGAAUGGGAAGUCUUCAGAUCGGCACCGAUGGCAACGUCCGGUACUAUGGACCGACAUCACACUUUAAUUUGCUGCGGAUGCCCACGCCGGAUAAUUUGACUGUGCAUCGUACUGUCAGAAAGGAUGGCCAGGAUAUUUUGAACCGUCUAAGCAUUGGGAAGCAUGUUCCGAAAGAGCUCGAGAACCACUUGCUCAACUUAUAUUUCACGUGGCAAAAUCCAGCGAUCGAUGUUGUUGACAGGGGGAUGUAUCAAAUGGCAAGGCAACAAUGGCAAGAUCAUAUGGAAGACACACCAUACUAUUCCGAGGCUCUCACAAAUGCCAUGUGCUGUCUCGGGGCAGCGUUUGAACCUCGCUAUCAUCCAGAAUUCAUCACAUACCCGAAGUCAGUAGCCGAUUUCUUUGCAGAUCGUGCAAAGGCGCUUCUGGAUAUAGAGCUCGAUUCUCCAUCUGUAGCUACCAUACAAGCUAUGGUUGUUCUCAGCGGUCAUGAUAUUGGAUGCAAACGGGAUUCACGAGGGUGGCUUUACAGUGGAAUGGCCAUGCGUCUCGCCUUUGAUCUUGGCUUGCAUAUUGACAUGUCAUCCCAUGUAGCUGAUGGAUCGUUCAGCCCAGCUGCCGCCGCGUUACGCCGCAUGGUCUUCUGGGGGGCCUAUAAUCUGGAUCAUCAUUGGGGCUUUCUUCUCGGUCGCCCUUCCCGAAUCAGCGUCGAAGAUGUCACAGUGGAGAUGCCUGGUCACGACCCGACUUGGGCACAGUCAGAAAGGUGGAAUCCCUACGGCCUGCCAUAUCCAGUUGAAAUUUUACAAAAUGUGACUAUUCCGAACCCUGUUACACUCAUCAGCCAAUACCGUGUCUGGCUUUGUCAUAUUAUGACACCGUUGGGCCAUGUGCUAUAUGGAAGUUCGAAGAUCUUGAAAGAGGAGCUUCAAGCCUUGAAUGAAGAAACAACCAGUAGACUUGUGCACUGGAUGACCAGUCUUCCGGCACCUCUACAGGUCAAAGCUGAUGAUUUACAAACACCUUAUCUUCCCCAUUUACUUUUACUCCAGUAUGUCUCCUCUCCAUGGCUAGGACUCCCCCCCCCCAAAGUACAAAUGUCUGAUUAA
Messenger RNA from Penicillium angulare, 1815 nucleotides. RefSeq names its product fungal specific transcription factor domain-containing protein. Bases 1 to 1815 code for a protein of 604 amino acids. The record is from RefSeq and is a predicted model, not a curated record. Gene Ontology annotation, biological process: DNA-templated transcription. The transcript has 6 exons. Lineage: Eukaryota; Fungi; Ascomycota; Eurotiomycetes; Eurotiales; Aspergillaceae. Gene Ontology annotation, molecular function: zinc ion binding; DNA binding.